Messenger RNA from Neofelis nebulosa (Clouded leopard), 2619 nucleotides. Its product is annotated as collagen alpha-1(I) chain-like. Bases 1 to 2619 code for a protein of 872 amino acids. Lineage: Eukaryota; Metazoa; Chordata; Mammalia; Carnivora; Felidae. The transcript has 11 exons. The record is from RefSeq and is a predicted model, not a curated record.
AUGCCCGGCCAACGCAGCCGGCCGACCUUUUGCGCCCCUCCGGGGCCCUCCUGGCCAGGCCCGCCGGGCGCUGGCAGUGGGGGACGGCGUGCCGGCCGCUGGGCGCUGGGCACGUGGCCCGAGGCGGCCGGCGUGCGGGUGCGAGGGCGACCGGCGCGCAGCGUUUUGCGGGUGCUGCCAGCGGGCCGGGUGGACUGCGUGGGGCCCGCGGGUGGCUGGACGUGCAGAGGCAGGGGCCUCGGGGCCCAAGCGGAGCCGCCCCACGCCAGCACGCCAGGCCAUAGGUGGCUAUCUUGUCGUGGGCCCCGCCGCCGCGACGACGACGACGACGACGACGGCGGCCGCGGCGGUGUGCGCACAAGGUCACCUGCCACGCCCCCACGGGCAGCCCAAGCCUCGCCCUGCCACCUCGGCCCGUCCGAGCCUUUUGGCCUGGCUGGCCCUCUGGAGGCCCUCGGCAUCGCCUCUCCCCUUCGCCCCCCCGCGCACGCGCUCGCCUGGCUCCUUCGCUUCCACAGCCCGAGACGCGAGUGGCCGGGGCGACCUCUUUCCCCCGCCGGGACCACCAGUGUGCGCAGAGGCCCCAGCCCCCCGAGUCUGCUCCGACCCCCACCGCCCCCGCCGGUGGUGCUCCUAGCUGGCCAGGCUGACGAGCCAUCCCGUCCUCCCUCCCGAGGUGCCCGCGGUGGCGGUGCUGGGCGCGGGGGGCAGCACCACGACCUGGCUGGCUGCGUCUUUCCCCGGCGCCGGAGAGCAGACCCCAUGGGCACGGUGGUCUCGGGCCCCGAUGGGAGCGCACAGUCCGACCGCCGGGCCCGGGAGGUGGAGGAGGGAAGAGGCAUCCGGGCCCGGCCCGGUCCCCCCCGGGCACUGGAGGUGACACAGCGGGGAGGUGACGUGGGAGCCGCGGGGGAAGAAACCCCAGCAGCCAGGCAGGGCCGCCGCCACAGCCUGCCCGUGUCGCCAGAGGCAGCCAGGAGCCGGACCCAGCCUGGCCAGCGCCCGAACCCCAAACAGCCGGAGCCAUCUGUGCCACCUUCCCGGCUUGGACUCGUGAGCCAGGCCCACAGAAGGGAGGGGUCCACGCCGCCGGCUGGCCAGCAGACGGCCGGGCUGUAUGGCUCCCGGGAGGCAGGCAGGCAGGCAGGCAGCGCCUUAGACCGCUCGGCCAUCCUGACGGCGGGUGUGGGCGCGUCGCCGCUGGCCUGGCUGGGACGCGGCGCUAACGCUGGUGUCCUUGGCCGUCGUGGCGCCUGGCUGGCGGCUGUGUGGGUGCGCAAGGGGCGAGACACGCGCGGCGGCCCCGGAGGAGCACCGCCAGCCGCCUCGCCGCCGCCGCCGCCGCCAGCGCGGCUCCCGUCGCUGUCGCACCCCCACCCCCAGCUCCCUGCAGCCCCGCUUGCCGUCUGGGGCCUUUUCUCCCGGCGCGAUGCCCGCCUGGCAGACGAGAGAGAGGCAGCGCUCGUUGGGACCCUUUGCGUGGCUCGAGGCCGGACGCUGGGUCGCCACCGCGCAGCCGGGGCCUCGUGCGGUCCCCGCGGCAGCCACAGCGAGCUCCUUGGCGACGUGCCGCCCAGCCGCGCAGCCGCGCAGCCGCCCAUCCGCCCUGCGGGCCGCGGAGGACGCGGAAGACGCCGGGCCGGGGGCGUGGCGGGGCUCCCCAGCCGACCUCCGAGGGCCCGAGAGCGGCCAGAUGGCCAGAGCGCCCUCCAGAGGCGGGCGGCGGUGGGCGUCGGGCGCCGGGCGCCGGGCGCAGGGCGGGCAGGUGGGCGGGCGGGCGUGCCCGGCGACCGGCCGGCGCAGCGGAGUGGGAGGGGCGAGGCUGGGGCUCCGGGUGGCCGGAGCCCGUGGUGGCCGGAGCCCCGUGGUGGCCGGGCAGAGCUGCGGCCGGCCGGGACGUCGGGGCAGGGUUUGCGCCGGGCGGCGGCGGCGGCGAGAGGGCGCCAAGGCGAGAAGGCGCCGGAGCGCACCCUGGGCCGGCCGCGUCGGGCCGGCCCGGGCCGUGCAGCGUUGGUGGCCCGCCGGGCGCUGGCAGUGGGGGACGGCGUGCCGGCCGCUGGGCGCUGGGCGCUGGGCACGUGGCCCGAGGCGGCCGGCGUGCGGGUGCGAGGGCGUCCGGCGCGCAGCGUUUUGCGGGUGCUGCCAGCGGGCCGGGUGGACUGCGUGGGGCCCGCGGGCGGCUGGACGUGCAGAGGCAGGGGCCUCGGGGCCCAAGCGGAGCCGCCCCACGCCGGCACGCCAGGCCACAGGUGGCUAGCUUGUCGUUGGCCCCGCCGCCGCCACGACGACGACGACGACGACGACGAUAGCGGCCGCGGCGGUGUGCACACAAGGCCACCUGCCACGCCCCCACGGGCAGCCCAAGCCUCGCCCUGCCACCUCGGCCCGUCCGAGCCUUUUGGCCUGGCUGGCCCUCUGGAGGCCCUGGCAUCGCCUCUCCCCUUCGCCCCCCCGCGCACGCGCUCGCCUCCUCCUUCGCUUCCACAGCCCGAGACGCGAGUGGCCGGGGCGACCUCUGUCCCCCGCCGGGACCACCAGUGUGCGCAGAGGCCCCGGCCCCCCGAGUGUGCUCGGACCCCCACCGCCCCCGCCGGUGGCGCUCCUAGCUGGCCAGGCUGA